Messenger RNA from Mytilus trossulus (common blue mussel), 2814 nucleotides. RefSeq lists its product as uncharacterized. The transcript has 2 exons. Gene Ontology annotation, molecular function: oxidoreductase activity; copper ion binding. NCBI's taxonomy places the organism in Eukaryota, Metazoa, Mollusca, Bivalvia, Mytilida, Mytilidae. Bases 3 to 2159 code for a protein of 718 amino acids. The record is from RefSeq and is a predicted model, not a curated record.
CAAUGUUGAGGUUUCUCUCCAUUUGUGCAGUCUUUUUAAUUCAUGGUGCUAACAGUUAUGAAUGUGAAAAGUCAGCUGAAACAUGUGAAACAUCUUUAUUGGUAUCUCAUCGUCUGACAAUGAUGCAUAAGAAGGUCGCUGUAUACUCAGCAGAAGGGAGGCUGUAUAAAUACGACGUGAUUAAUGUAAAUGAAUCAAACCCUAUACCCAUAAAUGAUGUUAUUACAGCAGAUGGAUGGGAGGAUUCUCGUUUGGUUGUUGUGGCGAACGGUACAUUACCAGGUCCGCCUAUUAUUGUAUACGAAGGGCAAACAAUCAUUGUUCACGUAACAAAUCACCUUAAAUCGGAAGAGGUUACAAUUCAUUGGCAUGGAAUCACUCAAAAGGGAAGUCCGUAUAUGGAUGGAGUACCCUUUUUAACACAGUGCCCAAUAUCGCCUGGCCAAACGUUUGUCUACAGAUUUGUUGCAUCACUCAAAGGAACUUACUGGUAUCAUUCUCACGUUGGGACUCAAAGAGCAAAGGGAUUGAUUGGUGCGUUGAUUGUUCGUGAGAGAACAAGUUUGGAAAUGAAGGAACAUAUAAUGACUAUACAGGAAUGGAAUCAUGACUUUGACGCAGAUUUGGAAGAUGCAAAAAUGGUGUUUGGAUUUUAUGAAAACAGAAAAAAAUUCCAAAGCUCUCAGUCACUUGACGGUCAAUUUUUUAGUAAUAUAAAAGCGCAAAGUGGUCUUAUUAAUGGACGUGGAAGAUAUUAUUCUAAUGAAAAUAGUCAUAAUGAGGCUCCACUUGAGGUGUUCACGGUAGAACAAGGCCAACAGUACCGGUUCCGGGUAAUAGCAGCAGGACAGUUAUUUCCUUGGUCUAUUUCUGUAGAUAACCACCCGUUAACAAUGGUAGCCACCGACGGGUUUGAUAUUGAACCACAGAUAGCAAAUGCAUUUGUUAUAAAUGCCGGAGAACGAUACGAUUUCGUCAUUACUGCUAACCAAACCGUGGAGAACUAUUACAUUAGAGCUAAAACUCUCGAAAUAAACCGCAACACGACAGCGGAAGCUAUACUUCAGUAUCAUGGCGCCAAUCAAAAUGCCCAACCAACGUCUGUUCCUCGGCAGUGUACAGCUGAUGACCGAUGUGUUGUUGUAAAUUGUUUCUUUCCAUAUUACCCAGAAGACUAUUUUACCGAUUGUUUACCUAUUGGUAGUUUAAAACUAAAAUCUGAUACUGACCCGGCUCCACCUGUUCAUCAAGGAAAAUUCAAAGAAUAUUUUUUAAACUUUGCUUUUCCCGGAAUUAAGUCUUUUCCUAGUACUAUCAAUGGACGAAGGUUCGUAUUUCCAACAAAGAAUGUUUUGGCUGAUCCUGAUUAUGCCAACUUUCCAUGUGAGGAAGCAGAUUGUGGCGAACAGAAACAUUGUUUUUGUACGCAUUCUUUAUCUAUAAAUCAUGGUGAUACAGUCCAAAUGAUUUUUCUAAAUAUGGGACAGGGAACUGGCUGGGCCCAUCCAAUUCAUAUGCAUGGGCAUACGUUUUAUGUCCUUAAAAUGGGAUAUGCUAACCAUAACAACAGAACAGGAUUAAAACUAGAGGGAAAUUAUGAUAUCGAUUGUAGAGGAGGAACUGAUCGUGCCAACAGUUGGUGCAACAAUGCUACAUGGAGUAAUCCAGCAUGGGCUAACGGAAAUGUGCCAGGAUUGGAAUUACUUAAGCCAGUAAGGAAGGAUACAAUAAUUGUUCCAAGUGGAGGUUAUGUGAUAACCCGUAUAAAAGCAGAUAAUCCUGGGGUUUGGUUCUUACAUUGUCAUAUUCAACUUCAUGCGAAUGAUGGAAUGGCCAUGCUUAUUAAUGAAUCGUUUCCUCAUCACCCUUCACCACCCACGGGAUUUCCUAAUUGUCAUAGUUAUACUGACAACGAACCACCACCAUCUACAACAACAACCCCUUCAUUAACGACAUCCAAAUUUCCCAUCAAUCAAGAAACAGGAACGACUAAUGGUGAUUUUUACACUAAGCAGAAUUUCUGGAUUGUAGUUGGAACUUUGUGUGGAGUUAUAUUUCUACAAUUGUGUAUUGUUGUUUACAGUUGUAGUGAUUCAUCGAGAAAGCGAGCAAGCAAAUACGAUAUUAAUGGGAAAUCUAAUCCAAACUUUAGUUAUUGAUUCAUUUUUUUAAUACAUCUUAUGAUUAAUAAUUAUAUAAGCUUUGAUGGCUUUGUGCAUAGUAAGAUAAGGCUAAAUUAACCAUGAUAGCUGUGUACAUAGUGUGUUAAAGCUCGGUGACUGCGUUUAUACUCAAACACAAAUAAUAAGUCCGGUUACACAUGGAUAUAAUUUAUUUUGAAAACUAAGGGAAAAAGGUUUUUUUUUCAAUUUAUAGAAAGAAGAAAGAAGUAAAUUUUUCAGGUCUCAACAAUUAACUGAGAAAAAAUAGAAUACUAGAAAAGAAUUUAUUUUUGUGAAUUAAGCCUCUUCACAUAGCCAAUCUCUGCUGGGACCCCUGGUUUCCUUUACUGAAAUUAUCUAUAAUAAAACAACUUAUCAUUACGUAAUGAUACAGUGUAUAUUGUCUUCUCCACACCACCAUAUAUGUUUUAUAUUUUUUUUAAAUUGUAAGAUGUUGUUUAUUGUUUUUUUUUUGUUUUUUUUCUUAUUUAAAUGUUUGUGCUAACAACCACACGUAUGCUUACUACUAUCUGUUUAUACUUGUAAAAAGUUAACAACAGAAAACCAUCCUUUCUCAAAUGUGUUAAAUGUUGUAUUUUCAUACACAUUUUAGUUUUGAACAAUAUACUACUGCCAAAAAUACCAAUUUCAG